This is a messenger RNA of Scatophagus argus, 4892 nucleotides long. It is a transcript of the gene kcng2, whose product is annotated as potassium voltage-gated channel, subfamily G, member 2. The record is from RefSeq and is a predicted model, not a curated record. Gene Ontology annotation, molecular function: voltage-gated potassium channel activity. Gene Ontology annotation, biological process: potassium ion transmembrane transport; protein homooligomerization. The transcript has 3 exons. Bases 252 to 1868 code for a protein of 538 amino acids. Lineage: Eukaryota; Metazoa; Chordata; Actinopteri; Scatophagidae. Gene Ontology annotation, cellular component: membrane; voltage-gated potassium channel complex.
CAGUAACUGAGCUCAGUGUUAAGUGUACUACAAUGUCCCAGACCAUCUGCAUGGAAAACUUAAAGGCAUGCUGCAUACUGAUGGGUAUGAACGUGCGAGCGAGCUGAAACAGAUGGACACAAGCUCAACAACACACUGGAGACACACUGUAUUGCUGAAUGGGUGACAAACUCCCAGACACCUCACAUAACUUGUGAAGCCCCCCUCUCAUCACAUUGUAAAGGACAGGGUCCCCCAGCAGAGUGGCAGUGAUGUACCAGGAGGUGGCCUUUCUGGCAGGCAGCACUGAACACCAGUUCACCACCUUCCGCUUCAACCGUGUGGAAAACCCACAGGAGAUCACCUCCAAGAAGGGUUUGUUCUACAAGCGAGCCCAGCUCCUGCUCCAGCCUCAGCCCCGCCAGCAGGAUGGAGAUGAGAUUGGCCUGGCUGAUGGGGCAGCCAUCAUUAACGUCGGGGGAAUCAAGUACCGCAUCCCCUGGUCCACGCUGGAGGAGUUCCCCCUGACACGGUUGGGAAAGCUGCGCAGCUGCAGCAAUGAGGCCGAGAUUAUGGACGUGUGCGACGACUAUGACGGCAGCCGCAAUGAGUUCUUCUUUGAUCGAAGUCCAUCGGCCUUCCGCACAAUUGUUACUUUCUUAGCAGCGGGAAAGCUACGGCUGCUCAGGGAGAUGUGUGCCCUGUCCUUCCAGGAAGAGCUCCUGUACUGGGGAGUGGAGGAGAACAACCUGGACUGGUGCUGCCUCAGGAAGCUGAAGCUCAGGCAGGAGGAGUACAAAGAGCAGCAAAGGCUGGACGAGGAGGAUGCCGAGCUCACCUCACCGCAGUCCUGCGAGGAGAGCCAGCAGCCUCCUGGGGUGGGGGCACAGGAAGAGACCCAUACGGGGGGCUGCAUGCGAAGACUGAGGGACAUGGUGGAGAACCCCCACUCUGGCCUGCCAGGGAAGAUCUUUGCCUGUCUGUCAGUCCUAUUUGUAGCCAUUACUGCUGUGACGCUGUGUGUCAGCACCAUGCCAGACCUCAGAGAGGAGGAGGAGAGGGGUGAGUGCUCCCAGAGGUGCUAUAACAUCUUUGUUCUGGAGACGGUGUGUGUCGCCUGGUUCUCCCUGGAGUUCCUGCUGCGUUUCAUUCAGACGCAGAGCAAGUGUAUGUUUCUGCGUACGCCUCUAAACGUCAUUGACGUAGUGGCCAUCCUUCCCUACUAUAUCACGCUUAUUGUGGACUCUGUGUCAGUGGGAGGGAAAUCUGCAGGCUCAGGGAAUAACUACCUGGAGAAGGUGGGGUUGGUGCUCCGAGUCCUGCGAGCUCUACGGAUCUUUUACGUGAUGAGGCUGGCACGCCAUUCCUUAGGCUUGCAGACGCUUGGUCUGACUGUGAGGAGGUGUACACGUGAGUUCGGCCUGUUGCUGCUGUUUCUUUGCGUGGCCAUGGCCCUUUUCUCCCCACUGGUGUUCCUAGCUGAGAGCGAGAUGGGCGCUAAGCAGGAGUUCACUAGCAUCCCUGGUAGCUACUGGUGGGCUGUGAUCUCCAUGACCACAGUUGGCUACGGAGACAUGGUGCCCAGAAGCAUCCCUGGCCAAGUGGUGGCGCUCAGCAGCAUCCUUAGCGGCAUCCUCCUCAUGGCCUUCCCAGUCACGUCCAUCUUUCACACCUUCUCUCGCUCCUACUUGGAGCUGAAGGAAGAACAGAGCCGUGCCCUGAGGCAGAAGCUGGACUCACAGGACAGCACCAAGUCCCAGAACAGCGAAGACUCUCAGGAGACGGACAGUUACCAAGGCAUCACGGAGGCCGCAGCCUCAUCCAUUCACCGGAGGAAGUCCAUGGCUGUUCAGAGGGCUGCUGAGAUUAGGGCGUCCAUGCAAACUUAGCUGCUCUGUCUGCCUGUCUGUGUUCAAGCCGCUUCCUAGGAGGCCCUGACACUCAGCGCUGGGACUUCAAAGUUGACAAGCUGCAGGAUUGUGAGCAGGGGGGAGAUUUCUUCUUUGGAGCUUGAGGUCUCUGCUUUGAUGGUGUGAAGCAUUUGUGCACCAGAGUGUAUCCGAGUUUCUUACAUUUUAGAGAGGAGCUGCAGGGGUCUUUUUCCACAAAUCUUCACUUUAAAAGAUGGUUAACAGUACAAUAUUCACAAUUAAACAAAUGAAGUCAAACGACACUAAAAAAACGGACUGAGACAGUAGUUUUACUGACUGCGAUUCAGACUUGAGAUAAAACUGUGCAAAAGGGAAACCUGAUACCAAAACAUCACAUUUAGAUCUCAGUCUAAUCAUUAAUGUAAUUGUCUGAAAUAAAGCUGUCUGGUGAGAUGUCAGACGUAGUUUAUUACUGAUCUGCAGUAUCAUCUCCAUUCAUUAAGUAUUCUGUUUGGACAAAUUAAAUAACUUACUGGGCCUGGGGUUCUGUUAAGGUUCACACUUGUACAUGAUGACGUCAGCACAUUUAUUUGCAAUGAAGCUACGUUAAUUAAUCUGCAACAUAAUAACAUAAAAAUAAUUUAUCUGUCAAAGGUCCACACCGUUGGUUGGGAACUUUAGCUCACUGGUAAAUGACAAGAGGAUUGGUGCCACACUCGUGUGUCUCCAUCAUAGCUCUGUUUGGUGCAAAUGCUUUAUGAAUAAUAAGCUAUCUUGGGAUACAUGUUUAUUUACUCUAAAGGACUAGAUGAGAAGAUACUGUAGCUACCAGAUCUGAACAUGAAACAUAAGCUACAGUCAGGAGACAGUUAGCUUAGCUUAAACACUGGAAAAAUUAGUGACCUUUAAAGCCAGUAAGUGUUUCCCAAAAAUAUUUAACUAUUCCCAGUGAGUCAGCAGUCAUGGGCUACUAGCAUUAUUACAACAUGUAUAUAACCCUCUCAGUAAUCCAGAGUUUUGUGUGUGAAAUUUAAGUAUAUAUCAGUGAGUAAAGAAACAAAGAUCUUAAAGACAGAACUUUGUCUGGAUUGGGAGAAGGAAAGAGGUCAAAGUCGGUGACCGAUCAAGGCAAUUACAUCCAACAUCAGAGACCAUUUCUGAACAGAGAUUAGCCUUACAAUGGCCUUCUCUAUAAACAGUAUGUACAACUACCUUUCAUAACAUGAUGGACUUCUACAUUAGGUUAUUUGUUCAUCCUAAACUUUGGUCCAAAGUAAUUGCAGUGCAAAUUGUGAACUGGUUAUUCAUACUUCCAAAAGGAUUUCUCUGAUUGGUUGUCAUCUCCUGAACUUUUGUGUAGCACCAUGAUCAGGUCAAAAUUUGUACUGGCCAAAUCUCCAUAAGACUGUCUGUUCAUGAACAGGGUCCACUAAAGUUGAAUAUUAAAGAUUUUGUUGACAGCUUAAUAUGCAAAAACUGCAGUUUGUUGGAGUUUCUAUAUGAAACUGCAACUUUUUUCACCCAACACUUUAACUAAACAACCAUCCAAAGUUAUAAUUACUGCACUCAUUUUCUUUUUGGAUAAUCUCUGCCAUACUGGGGUACAAUAACCAAUGGACUGAAAAAGUGAAUCCUUUAAUGCAAAUGAAACCAAUCAGAGUGUAGGUGUUGUAAUUACAGUUUGAUUCUCUUCAAAGAGGUUGAGAAUGUUAUGCAUCCACAUUCAGGCAGUAGAAGCAACAGACUGCAAAUGCUGAAGUCUAAAGCCAUUUAAGAUACUGCAAAUAAUUUUCGCGAUCUUAGAGGAUUUUCUCAUAUAAUUGCAAAUACAACACUUUCUUUUUGUUGACUUGAGUGCCUUGUACUUUGAAGUGACACAUUAAAAAAACAUUUUCCCAAAUUGUUGUCAAGUUGGAACCCAUCAAAGCAGUGUAAGUGCUUGAGAGUGCAAAUUAGGUUCAGCAAACCUAAGGUAAAGUCUGCCAACUCUGAAUCGCAGUCACUGGAUUAACUGAAUCAUUAAAAAGCUUGGAAAUAUUACACAGUGCACUUAAAACUAUCAUAUCUACAAUAUUUAGGUUUUUAAGAAAUGAAAAUAUUAUUUCAAUGAGAAGUGGAUGGUGCAAUGAAAUUUCAUUUGAAUGGAAACUCUACUUAAAUGGAUUUGUGCUUUUGAAAAAUGUAAUAAAGAUUAUGAUGAACACAGCCCCAUGUGAAGAGGCUUUGAUUUAACAAUUUAUUAUACACUGGAACCUUCUUAAAUUAGCAAGUUGGUGCGUGCUGUACUUCUGCACUUAGAGCAUCCUAUGUUGGUUUGUCUGUGGAUUGGUUCAUGUUUUUUUCCCCACAUUAUUAUAAAUAAUAAAUGAGUUUUGUUUCCAGUAUUACUAUUGGUGCACUGUGAAUUUGAUAAAUACUGACAGUACUUCACUGAAAUGUUCAAGGAAGGAGUAAAAGGAGCCUUUUUCCUUUCAGUAGCACAAUCAUGCUAAGGGAAAAAACAGACUCUGAAAUGAAUUUCCCUUAUCGCCAUGGCCAUGUCAUUCUAGCUGUAAUCUCAUUACUUAGUCUUUGAAAGGUCAGCAGCAACCAAGGUGAGUUGAAAUAAUUUGAACUUUGAGUGCACCGCUCAGUGGCAAGUUCGGACGGAGUGCCACGCCAAGGUGGCAUUUGGCCAUGUUUAGCAUCAAUGCUCUCCCCAUAGGAAAACGAUGGGACAAUCAGCACAGUGUGAUGGGGACUUUACUAGUACUUGAGGUUUGCGAACUCCAGGUAAACCCUGAAAUAUUUAGCCGUAGGUCUGUGUCCAUGUCAGAGAUUUAGCGUAGUGAAGCCUAUGAUGAAACUGUGUAAAUGCGCUUUGACCUUUUGAGGUGACUCCCUGAAAUCUUCUUUUGACCAUGUGAACAUUUUGAGCAGAAGUCCCUUGUGUUCAGUAAAACUAUUAUGGAAACAGUUUUGUCAUCUUAGGAUUUAGGUGACAUCAAACAUUCAUCAGCACAUAAUUUUUCCUAAUUUUAUAUGAUAUGCAGGCUAAUAUAA